Molecule: messenger RNA, 546 nt
Organism: Eimeria necatrix
Lineage: Eukaryota; Apicomplexa; Conoidasida; Eucoccidiorida; Eimeriidae
Exons: 2
Coding region: 1-546 (181 amino acids)
Source: RefSeq, a predicted model, not a curated record
AUGCGCUGCAGCAGCAAGUGCAGCGCAGCAGCUCUGCUGCAGCAGCAGCAGCAGCAGCAACAGCAACAACAGCAACAGCAAGAGCAGCAGCAGCAGCAGCAGCGAAGUGACUCUUCAGCUGACUGCAACAGCAGCAGCAGCAGCAGCAGCAACAGCAGCAGCAGCAGCAGAAACAGCAACAGCGAUAGCAACAGCAGUAGCAACAGCAAGACCAACAGCAGCAACAGUAGCAGCAGCAACAUUAGCAGCUGCAGCAGCAACAUCAGCAACAACCGUGGCAGCGAUAGGAGCAGCAGCAAGGUAGCAGCAGCAGCAGCAGCAGCAGUGGCGAAGCCACCAGCAGCAAGAACAGCAGUAACAAAAGCAACAACAACAGCAGCAACAGCAGCAACAACAGCGGCACCAGUGGCAGCGAAAGCUGCAGCGGAAGCAGCAGCAACAGCAGCAACAGCAGCAAGAGUAGCAGCAAAAACAGCAGCAGAACCGGCAGCACCAGCAGCAACAGCAGCAGGACCAGUAGUAGCAGCAGCACGGAUCUCAGCAUAA